Molecule: messenger RNA, 1189 nt
Organism: Vitis riparia (riverbank grape)
Lineage: Eukaryota; Viridiplantae; Streptophyta; Magnoliopsida; Vitales; Vitaceae
Exons: 3
Coding region: 229-1032 (267 amino acids)
Source: RefSeq, a predicted model, not a curated record
CAGUUUAUGAGAAAAAGGACAUGACGGAGCGGAUUCGGUUGGAAGAAGGCAAAAGAGUUGUGAACACCGAAAACUGAACAUGAAAGUGGACUAGAAAGACAGAGAAUCCAAAGCCGUCCCCCACAUUUCCAACGUUUCCAAAUUCGAAAAGUGUUUUGUCUGCACCUAACUCCAAUCCCAGUCUCGAUCUACUCAUCAUUUCAAAAUCUCAAGCACACCGAUUCUUCAAUGGAUGACCACCCACCACCGCCAGAUAAAUAUGUAAAAAAACCCAAUUCAAUGGAGAGGGCUAAGGAAGAGAUUGAAGAAGUGUUGCAUACUGAGAAUUCAUCUCACCAUCAUAAGGAGACACAUGGAAUGAGGGAUGACAUUGAUGAGAAAACCCCAUUGAAUGAGGUUAAAGCCCCAAAUGUGUUUGAGAGAGCCAAGGAGGAGAUUGAGGCUCUUGUUCAGACAAUUCAUUCGAAAAAGGAGCCUGAACUUCAUGUAACAACUUCAAAUAAUGAAAUGCUGCCUACUGAGAAAUCACCCCACCAUUUCAAGGAAACUCAUGGAAUGCGGGAGGACAUUGAUGAGAACACCCCCAUGAAUGAUGUCAAAGCUCCAAAUGUGUUUGAACGGGCGAAGGAGGAGAUUGAGGCUCUUGUUCAGACAAUUCACCCAAAGAAAGAAUCUGAAAUUCAUGUCCCAGCUUCGACUGGGGAAGAGAAUGAUGUAAAGGCACCCGAUUUAAUUGAAAGAGCCAAGGAAGAGAUUGAAGCAAUAAUGCACACCAAGAAGUCACCACCCCAUCAUCAUGAAGAAACACAUGGAAUGAGUGAUGAUAUUGAUGAGAACACCCCAAUCGAUGAAGUUAAAGGUCCGAGUGUGUUCCAACGAGCAAAGGAAGAACUUGAGGCCCUUGCUCAAACCAUUCAUCCUAAGAAAGAACCCAGUGAUCUUGUUUCCUCACCAAAGGAAGGUGGAUUCAGGUUCUACAUUCGGAAAGGGCUGGAAAAAGUUCGGUCUCCUUGGGCGAGCAAGAAAAAUUAACUGUUUCUUAUAUGUAUUUUUGCAAUCUUGAUGGAUUGUUUUGAUCUAUAACAAUGUCACAAUCAUCCUGUAAUGAAACAUGAUUGAAUGCUAUUUUUACUGCUAAAUCACAUGUGUUGGAAGAUGUGGAUGCAUUUCCGUUUUUCCCUUUGCCUUC